AUGACAAGUAUAAAUGAUUCAAAAUUUUCACUUCAAAAUUUUUUAAAAUGUGGUAUGGGUGGUGCAUUAGGAUGUUGUUUUACACAUGUAGUAGUGGUACCAAUGGAUGUUGUUAAAACUAGAAUUCAAAUUGAUCCAAUUAAAUAUAAUCAAGGUAUGAUAAAGAGUAUGCAAAGUAUAGUUAGACAAGAGGGAGGUGGUAUGUUAUUACAGGGAUUGGGUGCUACAACCUAUGGAUAUGCAAUUCAAGGUUUCUUUAAAUUUGGAUUGUAUGAUGUUUUAAAGAAGAAAUUCUCAUCACAAUUCUCUGACGAGGUUGCCAAAACAUACAGAAUCCCAAUUUGGGUCACAGCAUCAGCGAUCGCCGAAACCAUUGGUGAUAUCGCUUUAUGUCCAUUCGAAGCUGUUCGUAUUCGUCAAGUGUCAAACCCAACAUUUGCAAGUGGUUUCUUUAGUGGAUUCAAUAGAAUUUUAAAAGAGGAGGGAUUCAGUGGGUUCUAUAAAGGUUUGACCCCUAUCAUUCUCAAGCAAGUACCUUAUACAGCAUCACAAUUUGUGACCUAUGAAUUGGCAAAUGAUUACCUUUACAAAUAUUUAGCAUCAAGUAGAAAUAUCAAAAGAGAGGAUCUAUCGGAUAAACAAAGAUUAGGUGUCAUUUUAACUACUGGUGCAAUCUCUGGUUUAGUGGCUUCAUUGGUUUCUCAUCCAGCUGAUACCAUCCUCUCAAAAAUUAAUCAAGAAAAGACUGAUGGUGGUGCAACAAAAGCAAUCGCAAAUAUCAUUAAACGUCUUGGUGUACGUGGUUUAUUCUUAGGUGUUGAAGCAAGAUGUGUAAUGGUUACUACAUUAGUAACAGUUCAAUUCUUAAUUUAUGAUGGUUUAAAAUUAUUAUUUAAAUAA
Molecule: messenger RNA, 900 nt
Organism: Dictyostelium discoideum AX4
Lineage: Eukaryota; Evosea; Eumycetozoa; Dictyosteliales; Dictyosteliaceae
Product: mitochondrial substrate carrier family protein
Exons: 1
Coding region: 1-900 (299 amino acids)
Biological process (GO): transmembrane transport; mitochondrial phosphate ion transmembrane transport
Cellular component (GO): membrane; mitochondrial inner membrane
Molecular function (GO): phosphate transmembrane transporter activity
Source: RefSeq, a predicted model, not a curated record